GAUUAACUGCCUGAAGAAGGAAAUUAAAAUGGACACAAAAAACAAGUCUCAAAUCCUAAACCUUCUUCUUAUAACGACUCUUCUCAUCAUUGCCCCGCUCUUAUCAUCAUCGUCAUUAAGGAUCUCUUGUCUCUACUUUGUGGUCAAUCUUCUCCUCAUUUAUCUUGGUGCUGAAGCUGGCCUCCUCUCCUUGCCCAAGGAAACUACACAUCAUGAAGACGAACAGAAUCAUUCCACCAAAAACCCACGACUCAUCAUCACUACUAGUUUGCAGCAGGUGGCGGAUAGUGUUCCUGACCAAAAGAGUGACCAAGAAACAAUCAUUGUUGAAGAGGUAAAGAAAGUAGUAGAUGAGAAAUGUGGUUCUGAAAAGCUAAAGUUUGUUGGGAGUAUUAUUAAUGGAGAUAAGAGUAGUUCAAGGAAAUGCUCAUCAUCAAUACCAAACUUGUUUUUCGUUGGUGGUUGCGGGGAUCAGGUGGCUGCUGAAGAAGGCGAUGAAGGUGGCUUUGUGGAAGAAGAAGACAAACAAGUAGGAGAGCUUAGUGGGCAAGAGUUAUUUCAUAAAGCUGAGACAUUCAUUAUGGAUUUCUACAAACAGUUGAAGAUGCAGAGGGAGGAGUCUUACUUGGAGUAGCUAGCUAGGCUUACUUCAAGCUACAUAUAUACACCUUUUUCAUGUCUCUACAAAUAAAAAGGGAGAACAGUAUUAUGAAUCAGAACCAGAUACACUCAAAUAGAACCAACAUUUUUUCACUUAAAAAAAGUUGAAGCUGUUUUUGUUCUUUUAAACGGAUUCAAGAAAUCAUUUUUUGAGAAUAAAAACAUAUUUGAUCUUGCAGGACUUGGUUUAUGUUAUAGUUCUGUUUUAGGUACUUUGUUUGCAGACUAUACGAAGUCACAAUCAAACAGAUCGGAUCUCAAACUUAACACAUGCAAUCAAAGCAAUAAGAAAAGUAAAAGACACACGAUAUGUUGACGCAGUUCGGAAGAAAACCUUCCUAAUCUGCGGGGUUUCAACAGAGGAAACUGACAUUCAUGUAAUUUCCAUGUGUAAAUUUGUGUUUUUAAUUAGUUUAGAGUGAGUGUUACUUCGGAAAUUACACACUUUUGGUGUAAUAGUUUAGUUUGUAAAAUAUUUGUAAUAUGUUUAGAUUAGGUUUAUUCUGAGCUCAAACAGGUCCAAGAACAUUUUGGGGACCAUUGGUGAACACCACAAGUGGAAGGAAAGUGCAAAAAUGCAAGACAAAAAGUGGAGAUUUCGUUUUUGGUCUGUACCCGGUCGGGUAUGACCUAUACCCGAUCGGGUACCCUUCUAAAAAAUCAAAUCGGAUCAACCCGGGAACCGAGCAACAUGCGGGAAAGAUUUUGGCCAUGUUCGAUUGUCAUACCCGAUCGGGUGACCGACAGACCCGAUCGGGUAUGACCCUAUUUUUCAGUUUCUGGGCAAUUUCCUAAGAUACCCGAUCGGGUAUCCUAUAUACCCGAUCGGGUAUCAGACCCUGCAGCUCCCAAAAGCCUAUAAAUACACCCCUUUCCUUCACAAUAAAAUCACCAAUUCACAUAUACUCUUUAGCUCAGUUUAGAUUAGUAAUUUCUUUAUAUUUUCUAUCAUGUUUAGUCUCCAAAUGAGGAGCUAAACUUUUCCAUCUUGGUUUUGCUACUUUGAAGCUUAAUGAAUUUGUAAGUUGUGAGUUAUUAUCUUUAAUCUUCUUCCUUGAAUAUUAA
Messenger RNA from Cuscuta epithymum, 1725 nucleotides. NCBI's taxonomy places the organism in Eukaryota, Viridiplantae, Streptophyta, Magnoliopsida, Solanales, Convolvulaceae. The record is from the annotation of a GenBank genome assembly.